Messenger RNA from Apiotrichum porosum, 1263 nucleotides. RefSeq lists its product as uncharacterized. NCBI's taxonomy places the organism in Eukaryota, Fungi, Basidiomycota, Tremellomycetes, Trichosporonales, Trichosporonaceae. The coding region runs from base 1 to 1263 and encodes 420 amino acids. The transcript is spliced from 4 exons. Gene Ontology annotation, molecular function: 1-alkyl-2-acetylglycerophosphocholine esterase activity. The record is from RefSeq and is a predicted model, not a curated record.
AUGUACAUCCCCAUCGUAUCGUCGUGCGUUCCCCCCGCCACCCCGGGACCACACAAGAACACGGGCUACGCGUUUGUCCGCGCACCAGCGUCCCAACCGCUCGCGCUGCCUUUCCCGAAACGACAGGACGGUUCGCCAGUCCUCAACCUCGAUGAAGUGCAUUUCUCAGUCUACUACCCGACGAGCGAGCACCGUGCUGCCCGCGCACCCACAGUACAGUGGAUGCCCAAGCCCGUGGGCGCCGUCCUCGACGGCUAUGCGGCCUACUUUGGCGGCUGGGGGCCCAAGAUUCUGUCGCGCUUCCAGAUCCCCCUCACGCCCAACGCGCCGCUGCUGAAUCGGGGGGACAAGUACCCGCUCGUCAUUCUCUCGCACGGUCUCUCGGGCACGCGCAACACAUACAGCCAAUUCUGCCAAGCUCUGGCGUCUGAAGGGUACAUUGUCCUCGCUAUCGAACACCGUGACGGCUCAGGACCCAUGUUUGUGACUACCCCGGAGGGAAGCAGUGGAGACACGGGCAAGGUGACAGGCUAUGCUGCCAACCACCUUUUGCAGUGGCAAGGCGAGCGCCCCGAGAUGCUCCGCCUGCGCGGUCUGCAGCUCGACUUUCGCGUUCGCGAAGUCUACGAGGUCUACGCCGCCUUCACCGCCAUGCAGGCCGGCAAGUCGAAAGCGCGCGUCGAGGGCAUGACGGACCAGGAGCGGAUCGGUUUCUUCCAGAGCUUGGGCGAGCAUGUCGACGCCAGUGAUCUCCAGAUGACCGGCCACUCGAUGGGCGGCGGCACGACCAUCCGCCUCCUCCAGACGGCCCCGCCAGAUGGGUUCGACGCACUGCCUCUCAAACACGCCGUGACGCUCGACCCGUGGCUCCUGCCCUUCCCGCACGCCGACUCGAUGCCCGACGCCAAGAUGCCCCCUCCCCCGCUGCUCUCCAUCAACUCGCAAGGGUACUCGGAAUGGCAGCCCCACUUCCACGACGUCGUCAACGUGUCGCGCGACCUGGGCGGAUCGCUCGUCACCAUCAUCGGCAUCAACCACGAAGGCUUCUCAGACGAACACGUCAUUGCCAGCUUGCGGUACACCCGCGCCCAGGACCUGCUGAGCACGAUCCACAAGCUCACCAUGGCGAACUUUACAGACAGCGUCGCAGACUCGCCUCUUGUGAGAACCCACGAGCCCGACGAGGGCAACUGGCCAGCAAAGGACAGGGCCCACAAGAAGAUGCGCGGGUCGUUUGGCGAUGUCAUUGUGCACCUCGUCUAA